This is a messenger RNA of Penaeus vannamei (Pacific white shrimp), 1548 nucleotides long. Lineage: Eukaryota; Metazoa; Arthropoda; Malacostraca; Decapoda; Penaeidae. The record is from RefSeq and is a predicted model, not a curated record.
AUGGAGAAUGGUUUUCUGUACCCAAAAAUGGGACACUCGAAGGCACAGGAAAAUAAUGGUCUGCGGAGAGUGAAUACAUUUACACAACGGGUAAGACCUAAUGGCCAGGGGACCAGAUUCGAGAAGUGUGUUACAAAAGCCAAAGGUUCUGUUGGGGCCUUUGUGGUGGCUGAAGAGGGAGCUGCACGCAGUGCGGGGUUAUUUGCCAACAGGAACGCGUGCACAAAAUUUGACAGUGCGAACGGCCGUCGUAGUGGUGUGGAUUUCUUGCCAAAUAUUCGACGUCUCACCAUCGAAUAUUUGGGCCAAAACUUGCUUCGAAUUUCCUGUGACCCUAUCGGUGUCCUUAUCGGUGUCCUUAUCGUGACGAUUUUUGGACGCGUGAUAGGACCCUGUUUCCCGGUGACUCAGUCCUUCUUAAGUUCCAGCGAGUCCCUUAUGUCCCGGGAAGUUCUGAUGGUUCGGAAGUCCCCCAAAAAGUCCUAGAAAGUUUUCAUAUAAUCCCAAAAUCCUCAUAAGUCUUCAAGUCGGAAAAUAAUCAACCACGGCCCAGUGAGUCCAAUGACGUCACCAAGUCCCAACAAAUCAGUACCAUUUAGUCUUACAAGUCCCACACGGUCUAACAUGUCCACAGUCCAGUCGGAAGAAGUCGCAGUAGAAGUCCCCCAGGCAGAAUCCCCAGCACGUCCUAACACGUCAAGUGUAGCCCAAGAGUCAAUCGAGUCCAAGAAAUCCCUAUCAAGUCCCAAACACGUCCCAAACAAGUCAAGUCGAGUCCCAAAGGAAAUCCCAUCAAGUCCCCAACACGUCCCAACAAGUCAAUCCAGUCCCAAAGAAAUCCCAUCAAGUCCCAACACGUCCCAAAAGUUCAAUCGAGCACCAAGAUACAAUCACAUCAAAAAGUCCCAAGAACGUCCCAACCAAGUCAAUAAGUCCCCAACAAGAAGCGACCCAUCAAUCCCCAACACGUCCCAACAAGUCAAGCGAGUCCCAAGAAAUCCCAUCAAGUCCCCAACACGUCCCAACAAGUCAAUCGAGUCCCAAGAAAUCCCAUCAAGUCCCCCAACACGUCCAACAAGUCAAUCGGCCAGAAGCCCACAAUCCCAAACACCAACUACAACCAAUCGAGUCCCAAGAAAUGAUCCCAUCAAGUCCCCAACACGUCCCAACAAUCAAGCGAGUCCAAGAAUCCCUCAGAGUCCCAAACGUCCCAACAAAGUCAAUCGGGAGUCCCAAGAAAUCCCAUCCAAGUCCCCAACACGUCCCAACAAGUCAAUCGAAGUCCCAAGACAAAUCCCAUCAAGUUCCCCAACAACGUCCCCAACAAGUCAAAGUGAGAUCCCAAGAGGAAAUCCCAUCAAGUCCCCAACACGUCCCAACAAGUCAAUCGAGUCCCAAGAAAUCCCAUCAAGUCUCCAACACGUCCCACAAGUCAAGGCGAGUCCCCAAGAAGAAAUCCCAUCAAGUCCCCAACACGUCCCAACAAGUCAAUCGAGUCCCAAGAAAUCCCAUCAAGUCCCCAACACGUCCCAACAAGUCAAUCCGUAA